UUACAAAAGAAAUCGCUAUACCUUUGUAAGAUAAUGAUAUGCCAAAGAGAAAUGUUGUAAAGCCCUCUUCAUAAAAUAAUUUUGCUCGAGUGGUGUUUCAUUUGGAGAAAAUAAGUUUUCGAUCCAAAAGGGACAUAGUUUAUAUAGUAUCCAAGGCAACAGUUCUCUUUUUAUUAGUUGUUAGACGAUUUAGAGACAGAAAUAACCAUGUCUGACGGUGAAUCAGUUAAAGUCAUCGUAAGAUGUCGACCCAUGAACACAAGAGAGAAGGAUCUGAAAUGUAAAACAUGCAUUGCUAUGGAUAGCAAAAAGGGGCAAUGCUCCAUCAAGAAUCCAGAUGACAAGAAAGCACCACCAAAGAUGUUUACUUUUGAUGGAGCUUAUUUCGUUGAUUCAACGACAGAGAAUAUCUACAAUGAAAUAGCCUAUCCAUUAGUAGAAGGUGUAACAGAGGGUUACAAUGGAACCAUCUUCGCCUAUGGCCAAACUGGCUGCGGCAAGUCAUUUACUAUGCAAGGAAUUACAGACCCAGCAACUCAAAGAGGAAUCAUUCCAAGGGCAUUUGAUCAUAUAUUUGAAACAGUCUCCGUAGCAGAAAGUACCAAAUUUUUACUCCACGCAUCUUACUGUGAAAUAUACAAUGAAGAAAUCCGUGACCUCUUGGGAAAAGAUGUGAAACAAAAACUUGACCUGAAAGAACACCCAGAAAAGGGAGUUUAUGUGAAUGGGCUUUCAAUGCAUCCAGUGCACAAUGUUGCUGAUUGUGAGAAAGUCAUGUCCAGAGGUUGGUCCAACAGAGCUGUAGGAGCCACGCUGAUGAAUGCUGAUUCCUCCCGCAGUCACUCUAUAUUUACCAUCAAUAUUGAGAUGGUCACGGAGGAUGAGGCCGGGGAGGAGCAUAUUAGGGCGGGGAAAUUAAAUCUUGUAGAUUUAGCAGGAAGUGAAAGACAGGCCAAAACAGGUGCCACCGGUGACCGAUUAAAGGAAGCAACAAAGAUCAAUCUCUCUCUUUCUGCCCUUGGAAAUGUCAUCUCGGCUCUGGUUGACGGUAAAUCUAAACACAUACCCUACAGAGACUCCAAGCUAACCAGACUUCUCCAGGACUCUCUGGGAGGCAACACAAAGACUCUAAUGGUCGCCUGUUUGUCACCUGCUGACAAUAACUAUGACGAGACCUUAAGUACUCUUCGGUAUGCCAACCGAGCCAAGAACAUCCAGAAUAAACCCAAGAUUAAUGAGGAUCCUAAGGAUGCUCUGCUGAGACAGUACCAGGAGGAGAUCGAGAAACUCAAGGCCAUGUUGAUGGGUCAGAUUCCACUACCAGAGGGAGGACUGGGAAAUAUAGAUGCCUCAAAAAUUCAAAGACCCAAGAAAGAUUCUGAAUCAUCAACAAGAGAGGAGCUGGAAGAGGAGAAAAGAAGACUUAGAGAGGAGUAUGACAAUGAGCUAGAAGGAUUAAAAGCAGAGUUUGAACGAGAGAAAAGCGACAAGAAAAAAAUCCAGCAAGACAUGCUGAAGUUGCGGGCAUUUUACGACACAAAAAUGUCGUCCGUGGAUGGUCAGAUUGCUGUACUUCCCCCCACUGCUGCAGUACUAGGAGAGAUAGAAUGGCAGGAUGAGAACGGGCAGAUGCUUAAAUUGGAUGAGGAUGUGUUUUCCGGUGGUAUGGAACCCCAAGCAGGGCAACAAGUGGUGACCAAGGAUGGUAAGACUGCUGUUGUGGCAUCAGCCCAGGGUGGCCAAGAAGUGGUGACUGGUGAUGGUAAAGUGGUAGUUCUACCACCUGGAAGUCAGGUGGUAACAGAGACACAGAGUGGUCAACAGCAAAUAAUCACUCCUGAUGGCACUGUGGUUGUGGCAGCCAGUGGGCAAAAAGUUGCUGUCCAGCCCACAAAACCACCUGUUAAAACCACUGCUGAUGGCAAGGUGAUCGUUAUAGACUCAGAUGGUCAGGAAGUGGUGCAGCAGCCAGGUAUACCUGUUGUUAUGCAGGAUGGACGAACUGUGAUGGUGGACCCAAAGACAGGUAGACAGGUGGUCAAGCAAACUGUGGUAGUGGUCAAUCAAAACAAUCAGAUGAUUAAUGAGGAUGGUAAUCUAGUCAAUGAGAAAGGUCAGUUGAUCAACCCUGAAGGUCAAGUGGUGGAUGCUUACGGACGGGUUCUGACUGAAGAGGAACUGGCGCAAGCUAAUGCUGUGGCUGGGGAAACAAAGGUGAUAAUAAAGACUGUGACAAAUACAGAAUACAUCAAAACUACAGAGUUUGUAGAGGUGGAAAAAACAGCAGGGCCAGAUUCUGUGUCUGGUGCAGAUCUUCCUGAAGGACCAGUUGUUGCUGGCACUGAGGGGUUGAAGACAGAUGAAAAAGAAUAUGAGGAGGGUACAGCUAUAAUGGUUGGUGGAGCUCCUGUACUUGAACAUGAGGGUCCAAUUGCUCCUAACUCCUCCCCUACCCAAUCUGGUAUGCAGGACCAGAUGAAACUCCACCAGGAGGAAGCUUAUAGGAGGUUACAAGAACUGGAAAAGCAAAUGGUUGGUGGAGAGAAAAAGGAUGAUAAAGCAACCAAAGAAAGGAGGCGGAAACGAAAAUUGUUUGCUGAUGAGAGAAAGCAGAAGCUUGCAGAGGCCAUUGCUAAUAUGGAUGAUGAUUUCAUUCUCCUCCAAAUUUAUGAUGAAACUCAGGAUGAAGUCAGAGACAAAGAUUUGGAAGUCAGGAAAAUAGAAGCAAAGAAUGAAAGUUUGCAGAGAGAAAUCAUUGAUAUACAGUCUGAGUUCCAGUUUGAGAGAAUUGAUUACUUGGACACCAUUAGAAAACAAGAGAAGGAUUUGGCCCUUCUGCAGGCUUUGCUGGAUAAGAUCCACCCUUGUUUGAGACGUGACUGCAAUUAUUACAACCUUGACAAGGUCAGACGGGAAUGUAAGUGGGAUGAUGAUGAUGGAAAGUGGAUCCUCCCCCGCAUGUCCAUCAAUAACACAGCCCUGUCUGUAGCUGAAAAUGGAAUCAGUUCUGCACCGAGAAUAAAUCAUGAGGGUGUAAUGCCAGGGGGACGUCAGAUGGAGGGAAGAAGUAGACCAAGACUCUCCAAUGGUGACGUGCAGCCCAGUAUCUAUGACAACGAGGAGGAUCGCUUCAAAGAGAAAAUUAUGAGGAGGGAGGACAACUCCAGUAAAUAUUUCCAGGGAAAACGAGCCAGCCAGCUUCUACAGUCCAACGAGCCAAUUAACAGAUUCAAUAUCAGUGAAGUAAAGGAUGCGUACAGCUUGAAGAGUCCACGAGGAUCCAUGACCAAUGGUCACAUGACGGAGGACCCAAUGAGUUCUGGACUGCGGGCAGCUGCCGUCCAUGGUCAGUUAUUGCAGGAGGACUCCAUGGUCCGAAAACCUACACGUUUAGAUGCCCUGCCCUCUGUUAACACAAAGAAGGGCAAAAAGAAGAAAAAUGCCCUUGGCCCCUUGUGAUGAAGGUCCAACAUUAUGUCAUUCUAGAGAUUAAGGGUUAAGAUGCAAUCUAUAUUUGUAUUACAGACUUUUUAAUUCUAUCUGACCAGAUAUUUAUUGCUGAAAGUGGAAUUCAGGUGAUUUCUGAAAGGAGCUGAUGUUGACCUGUUUUAAGAGAUGUGAUUUUAAUUGUCAGUCAUUGAAAUGUUUCAAAAAAAAAAUGCAGGGAAUAAACAAAUAGAUCAUUGACACAUAAUUACAUGUAAUUAUUAUCAGCAAAAGUCCUCUAUUUUAAUUGAGUGUAAGUAAAAUCAGUAUUUUCAUACUCUCUAGCUUGGUGUAACUUUCUAAUGUUCUUGCCAUCUUUAUAUUUGUAUGAAGUUUUUUUUUCUUAUUUAAGUAUACAGUAGCUAAUGAAGUCAAAACUUCACUAUGAGGCAUCUCUAAAUAUUUUAUAGCUGUACAGGGUUUAUAUACACUCAUCUCAUGACAUUUCCUGUAGCACAUGUGGUUAGUUCCCAUGUAAAUACAAUAUUUCUCCUGAUAAGACUAAGUGACCUUCAUAAAUCAAUAAGUAUUGCAAAAUAUUUUACAAAUUUCAAGUCAUUGUAAAUUGAUAGAUGUUAAAAUGUGAUUAUUAUAUCCCACUCCGAAGGAGAGAGGGGUAUACUGUUUUACCCUUGUGUGUGUGUCUGUCUGUAUGUCUGUAACAAAUUUUGGUCGCAGUUUUCUCAGCAACUACUCAUCACAGAUGCUUGAAAUUUUAGCACACUCUUUGUUUUGGCAUGCCAUAUGGCGGGAAUCAUAUUUGCAUGAAUCAAAUGUCAACUUCUUGUUUAUCCCUGUGACUGUCCAUAACAUUAUAUUCACAUGAGAGCAUAUAUUCACAACAGAGUGGGGGUAUUACUAGUGAGCACUGGCUCACAGAAUUCUUGUUUGCAAUGUGUUCACAUAUAGAUUAUUAUGUUACUAUUAUCUAAAGAAGAUUAAUGUCCAUACAAGCAUUAGAACAGUUGGUACUCAAUCUUGGAAUUAUGAAAUAGUUAUUGUUUGUAUAACCAAAAAUUAAAAGAGUAAUUAACAUCUUUUUUAUGUGCAGGUUGGUGCAUGCAAAUAUUAUAUUCUAUUUUGAGUAGUGCACAGUAAAAUUUUUGGAAAGGAAUUCUUUAGUAUGAUGUAGACUGCUGUGAUAAAUAUACAUUUUAUAUAUAAUCAUUGUGGUGAUAACUGUCAAACUUGGGACUAUACAUUGGCCAUGAAAUUGUCUUUCAUAAAAUGCAUGAAAUCCGUCCAAGACAUUGUCAAUUGUUGAUUAUUUCAAAUUUUAUCAAAUCAGUUGUAUAAUUUUACUGAAACAUUUUGUUUGUUGAUGAGUCAAUAUGUACAUUUGUAUAGCAUUUUAUAUUUAUUUUACACUAUGUGAUUUUAGAUUAAUUAGGUAACAUUAAUCUCAAUCACUUUUUCUUUUUUUUAAGUUAAUGUUUUAGUUUAUGAUAAAAAUUGUUCUAGUGGUUGGAUACUUGGGUGCAAUUUAUUAACAAUUAAAAGUGCUAGAUAUCCAUUAUCACCAAGCAAAUCUCACAAUGCUGGCAUUCCUUUAUUGUGAUGAAAUACUGUAUUACAGCAAACAUUUGGCUAUAAGAAAAAAAAAACAUUAAUUGAAGGGUUUGGUUUCUUUUUUAUGUAUAUUAUAGCAUUUAUGAUUUUGUCUUUCAGUCAUUGUAAAAGUUCUUGUCCACAAAGAAUACCGAUAAAUGGAGUAGAUUUUUGCUCAUUUUCCAAUAGGAUAAGAUUUAAAUUCCUGUUUCAGUAGAGGAAUCCUCUAAAUUUGGGAAAGCUCUUUGAACUAGUACAUGCUUUACAAAUCUUUGAAUUCUUUAAUUCAUUCCUUUAAGUAUUGGAUGUUUUUUUUAAGGACAAAAAAAACAUGCAUUCUGCAUUUUCUAAUAAUCUGACAAUAACUCAUGAAAACUUUGCCCAAAUGACUUAAUUUUUCUUACCUCUGAGUUUUAUUUUACUUAUUUGUUUAAUUAAUAUAUAGCUAUGUGUGUUUAAUGUUGUGUUCCUUCAGGUUAUACUUACAAUCCGUCCAAACUGUACGUUGAUUUUUAUUUAAUGACUUUGAGAAAAUGAAGUUGAUGUUUUGUGAUUACUUUAUCUUGCAAGUCAAAACUUGUCGACAAAUCCAUUUUUCCUUAUAUAAUGGUGGCACGAUAUGUAUCUGUUGACAUUUGUCAUCCCAAUCAUCACAUGAUGUUGUCUCUUCAUGAACACAGUAUUUAUAGAUGUAGAAAAUGACCUUGUUGUUCAAGUUUGUCAAUAAAAUACUUCUGUUUUUCAAUGAA
Molecule: messenger RNA, 5783 nt
Organism: Saccostrea echinata
Lineage: Eukaryota; Metazoa; Mollusca; Bivalvia; Ostreida; Ostreidae
Product: kinesin-like protein KIF17
Exons: 21
Coding region: 208-3459 (1083 amino acids)
Biological process (GO): microtubule-based movement
Molecular function (GO): microtubule motor activity; ATP binding; microtubule binding
Source: RefSeq, a predicted model, not a curated record